Molecule: messenger RNA, 4769 nt
Organism: Nerophis ophidion (straightnose pipefish)
Lineage: Eukaryota; Metazoa; Chordata; Actinopteri; Syngnathiformes; Syngnathidae
Gene: eif4ebp2
Product: eukaryotic translation initiation factor 4E binding protein 2
Exons: 3
Coding region: 194-526 (110 amino acids)
Biological process (GO): negative regulation of translational initiation
Cellular component (GO): cytoplasm
Molecular function (GO): eukaryotic initiation factor 4E binding
Source: RefSeq, a predicted model, not a curated record
CCCUGCCGUGCUUCCUGCCUUGCUGAGGGAGGGGACGGUGCUGACGGCUGGGUGGACGCGAGGAGCGACAAGAAAGCCCUAAGAAAGUCUCAGAAGAGCGGGGGAAACGGCCCGGGUGUCCACCGUCCGUCGGGAGAUAAAAAACAACCCCGAGUUUCCGCAGCAGCCGAAAUUGUCACCGAAGAAAAAAAAAAUGUCGACUAGUCGUCAGCUGAGCGAGAGCAGGGCCAUCCCGACCAGGACGGUGUUGAUCAACGACUCAACGCAGCUACCUCAUGACUACUGUAGCACCCCUGGAGGCACUUUAUUCUCCACCACUCCUGGAGGAACGCGGAUCAUCUACGACCGAAAGUUCCUGCUGGACAUGCGCAACUCGCCCAUAGCUCAAACCCCGCCGGUCCACCUGCCUGUCAUCCCCGGAGUAACCAGCCAAAACACGCUCAACGAGAAGCGCAAGAACGAAGCCAACAACCACGACGGGAAGCCUGCCAGCGGUGAAGACGCUCAGUUCGAAAUGGACAUCUAACAGACUGCUCCGGCACUGGCAAGAAAAACUACAAAAAAACAAAGUAAAUGACCUGGCAUGUGCCGGUGUGCCAGUGGCUUGGCUUAUUAGAAAACCAAUGUUGUUGAGCCCUCAUGGCAGCCAUCUUUUUCUUCUCUCCGCCUCCUUGCAGUUGGAUGUAAAUGUGUCCAUUACGGGGAUUCAGUGCGUACUGGUACUGGAAACUGGCUUUCUUUCAGUCCAUAUCCAUAGCUGCUAUACUAGUCAAGCACCACACAACAAUGGAGCUUAUCGUGCACAUGUUACUGGCAGUGGAUCUUUGGCAGAGCACUCCCUCCGACCAAUACUCUUGGUCGGAAGUUUUUAUUUGAUUUUAUUUUGGCCUUUAAAGGGGAACAUUAUCAGCGUCAAUAUAUACCUUGAUGCUGCAGAAAAGACCAUGUGUUUUUUUAACCGAUUUCCGAACUCUAAAUGGGUGAAUUUUGGCGAAUUAAACGCCUUUCUGUUUAUCGCGCUGGAGGUGAUGACGUCAGAAUGUGACGUCGCCGAGGUAACACAGCCGCCAUUUUCAUUUUCAACACAUUACAAACACCGGGUCUCAGCUCUGUUAUUUUCCGUUUUUUGGACUAUUUUUUGGAACCUUGGAGACAUCAUGCCUGGUGGGUGUGUUGUCGGAGGGUGUAACAACACUAACAGGGAGGGAUUCAAGUUGCACCACUGGCAAGAAAUCUGCCGCCAGACCCCCAUUGAAUGUACCAGAGUGUCUGCACAUUUGAGCGGCGAUGCUAAGACAGACAUGGCACAGAGAUGUAUGGAUAACCUGCAGAUGCAUUUGCAACUAUAAAGUCAACGAAAUCACAAAGGUGAGUUUUGUUGAUGUUGACUUAUGUGCUAAUCAGACAUAUUUUGUCGCGGCGUGACUGCCAGCUAAUCGAUGCUAACAUGCUACUCUAAUUGAUGCUAACAUGCUAUUUACCGGCGGUGCAAAAGCAGACAUGGCACAGAGAUGUAUGGAUAACCUGCAGAUGCAUUUGCAACCAUUAAGUCAACCAAAUCACAAAGGUGAGUUUUGUUGAUGUUGUUGACUUAUGUGCUAAUCAGACAUAUUUGGUCACGGCAUGACUGCCAGCUAAUCGAUGCUAACAUGCUAUGCUAAUCGAUGCGAGCUGUAUGUACAUUGGAAACUAGAUACCCACAUUUAAUGCGAAACAAACACUUACCAAUCGACAGAUUUAAGUUGCUCCAGUGUCACAAGAUGCGAAAGUCCUGAUGGUUUGGUCCGCACAUUUUACCGGCGAUGCUAAUAAGGCGGCCAUGCUAUGGGCCACUUCAUUAGGUACACCCACGCUAUGGCCGAAUAGCGUCAAUAGCUAUUCGCUCAAUAGCUUCAAUUUCUUCUUCAAUUUCGUUUUCGCUAUCUGCCUCCAUACUCCGACCAUCUGUUUCAAUACAUGCGUAAUCUGUUGAAUCGCUUUAGCCGCUGAAAUCCCAGUCUGAAUCCGAGCUAAUGUCGCUAUAUCUUGCUGUGCUAACCGCCAUGUUGUUUGUAUUGGCAGCACUGUGUGACGUCACAGGGAAAUGGACGGUGGUUUGGAAGAUAGCGAAAAUAAGGCACUUUAAAGCUUUAUUUAGGGAUAUUCCGGGACCGGUAAAAUUUUGAAAAAAAACUUAAAAAAAUACAACAAGCCACUGGGAACUGAUUUUUAUUGUUUUUAACCCUUUUGAAAUUGUGAUAAUGUUCCCCUUUAAGUUCGGAUUUUUGUUGUUGAAAAGCACAUCAUUUAUUUUUGUCCCCCUUUUUGCGGAUAUCGGAAGUACUUGAAAAGCUCCACGACGGUUACAAGGAUGCAUAUUUGCCUAUUAGUCAGCACUUUCAUGCCAUUCCACUAUUUAUUAACGCAAACUUGUGACAGAUUCUGUGUUUAUUGUGACGAGUUUCUCCACUGUUGUUGAAGGCAGCGAGCUAAAUUGAGCCCAAAUCAGGAGUCUGCAAAGUGAGACCUGCAGGGGGGUCCAUUCCUAGCUUGUAAAAAACACAUACAAUUAAACCCAGUCUGGACAUCACACAGUAUUUCUCAUCUUUGAAUAACAUCCAUUAUAGCAGGGCUAGGGAACCUAUGGCUCUCCACUCUCAGAUCAAUCUUAGCUGACAUUUCUACAUGAUAUCCGCUGGUAAUCCGUCAGGUUCAAACACUGAUGAAAUCUAUUAAACAGACGAGAAGCAAGGAAUCGUGCAAAGACAGAAGCAAGGAAUCGUGCAGAGACAGAGUUCAAUUUGGCUCAAUGAGGAGACGUGUUUUGGGCUGUAUUCUAGUUACAGAUCCAAACUACGUUCUAAUUGUCCAGCCUCUAUUUAUUUGGGAGGUCGCUGUUUACAUCACUGAAGCUGUCGCCGAGGGAAGGGGGGUAAUCUCGACAACUCCAGUUAGACACAAUAUAUGACUAUACAAAAAUGCAAAUGUGUUGACGCUGGUGAUAUCGCCUUGUCUGUCUGCGUCACGGCGGUGUCAGCAGGCCGUUCAUGGACACUGAUAGCAGACUAGUUUGCAAUCUUUUGGAUUGGCAGUUUUGCACAGACAAAGAAAAAUACCACUUCAGCACAAUUGACAAUAACUAUAGCAACGGCCCUUAAGCAUAAAAGUUGUGUGAUAAUAUAUGAAUCAUUUUCUACCAUAGCUGUUCAUGAAGUUGCAUUAAUUUAUUAUUGGUUAACCUCAGAAUAAAAAUCUUAUUAAAAAGAAUACUUUAGAAAUGUUGGUCUUACUUUUGUUGUAUUUGGCGUUAAAAAUAUGAUAUGGCUCUUACAGAUAUACGUUUUAAAAUAUUUAACUUUCAUGGCUCUCUCAGCCAAAAAGGUUCCAAACCCCUGCAUUGUAGGGUCAAAAAAUAUAUUUUUUUGAGAGGGUCCUUUUGUUGCUUAUACCACAAAUCUGAGACUUUUUUUCCAAUAUACAAUAAAGGCCAAAAGUUUGGACACCUUCUCAUUCAAUGGGUUUUCUUUAUUUUCAUGACGUUAUAGAUUGUCCCUGAAGGCAUCAAAACUAUGAAUGAACACAUGUGGAGUUCUGUAAUUAACAAAAUAAAAAGGGGAUAUAACUGAAAACAUGUUUUCUAUUCGAGUUUCUUCAAAAUAGCCACCCUUUGCUCUGAUGAAUGUUUUGGCAUUUUCUCAAUUAGCAAAAAGAGUUUCCACCUCACAUCGUUUUGAUGCCUUCAGGGACCAUGACAAAUGUAAAUAGUCAUGAAAAUAAAGACAACGCAUUGAAAUGAGGAGGUGUGUCCAAACUUUUGCCUUGUAUUAUAUUUAAUUGCUCAAAGCAAAUUUAACAAACACUAGAUUGAUUCUUUUUUUGAUCUAUUAAAAUACACGAUUACAUUUAAUCCCUUAGGGGAAGAAAAAUGUGGGAAUUAUAAUAAUCCUCAGCCAGGAUAAAUUCAUAUCUCUGCUUCCCCUACAUUUAUUUUGGAUGUUUGGGUGCAUUAAAAGUGAAAUGAGGAAGCUUAGCUAAGAAAUAAUGAAAGUUGCUCAUUUUUGGGGUGAAAUAACUGUUAAAGAGAUCAUUUCCACACAAGAUAAUAAUAAACACAUUGAAAUUAAUUGUUCGUCUUGCAAUUUUUGCCACUCCCAACUUUACUUGAAUAUUUAGACCUGUGAAAAGGCAAAGGUUUGUCUUUGGAAGACUUGAAAUGAUCUAGAAAUGUUGUAUGCAUUUGAUUUUCUUGAAUUAAAAAAAAAAAUGCAGCUCACUGUAACGAAGGUCUUGUUUGGUUCUAGAAGUGAUUUGUGAGAAGGUUCACUCAAAUGAUGCCAUCUGCAAAUCUGUCCUCAGUGUCCUUAAUUCUUUCUACUGUAUUUGAUUUGACAUUUUGAAAGGUGUCAUGCAAGCCUGACUUCAAUGCAAUGCAGGACAUAAAGCCUACUGCUCACUGAUGUGUUCGACUGCAAAACAGAGGUUUAUUUUUUCACUGGAAACGUCGGACAUUGUGUUCAGCAACUGAGCAAAAAAAACCAACAGGAUUACUUUUGCUUUGUUUUUGUUUUUUUUCCUCAAGCGGGUGUGGAGUUGGAAAGAACAGUGUCCCGGAUGAGCGACCCACUUAAAUUGAGGUGAUUGUUUUAUUUAUUUACAACAAUUCACCCCAUUCAAAAUGUAUGUUUUUUUGUUUACUCUCCUAAAAUUCUGGAGUGAAAAUGUAUUUCAAGUCAGUUUGGUUGGGCAAUGAGGACUCAACAUUGGGCGAGAAAUAAAUAUAUAAAAAACAA